AUGAGAUCAUAAUAGACAUAGACACCUGAAUAAAUAAUAUAUAUUUUAAGAUCUUUCAAGAGUUACAUGGGAAAAACACACUCUAUGAGUCCAUAGACAAGAUGUUAAACUUGUGUUUAGACUGUGAAAAAGGAAUCUAAAUAAAAUUUUGAUUGUUUACUGAAAUCUCCUAUAUUGAAUAUUGAAGAAUAGGAAUUAGGGUAGGAGGGAGUAGAGAAAAAGAUAGAACUUUUAUCUAAUUAAAUUAGAAAUAUGCAAAUGAAGUAGGAAGAAUUGGAGAAUCAACAUUAUAAACUAAGGAAAAAUGUGAAGAGAUUGAAUGUUGAAAAAAAAUAUGAAUUACAAGUAAUACAUAUAAAUUAUAAAUUAAGGAGAGAAGUUAAAUGAUUAAGAAAUUGGAUUACAUGAUUGAAAUCUAGACAAAGUAGGAGGAUAAUUUAAAUUAGUUAAAGUAACUAUUUGCCUCUCGAAAAAUUAUUUGA
Messenger RNA from Paramecium sonneborni, 482 nucleotides. The record is from the annotation of a GenBank genome assembly. NCBI's taxonomy places the organism in Eukaryota, Ciliophora, Oligohymenophorea, Peniculida, Parameciidae.